This is a messenger RNA of Aspergillus mulundensis, 264 nucleotides long. RefSeq lists its product as uncharacterized. The coding region runs from base 1 to 264 and encodes 87 amino acids. Lineage: Eukaryota; Fungi; Ascomycota; Eurotiomycetes; Eurotiales; Aspergillaceae. The transcript is spliced from 4 exons. The record is from RefSeq and is a predicted model, not a curated record.
AUGACCAAAGACCUAACCUUCGACAUCCGCUACGACAACGAGCUCGCGCACGAAUACUACGGAGAUGGAAAAAAGUUGGCCGAUCGAGUCCGCACUAUCUACGAUGGCAAGCGCCUCGAUAUCCCGGAUACUUUCGACUCGACGUUCACUCAUCCUCCAAUCCACUUUAUGCAGGUUAGGGCGCCAGAUGAUAUCGACAUGGGGGACCUGCGCAACGUGGACGUUCCGAACGGGUUGCAAAUUGAGAUUAUGGAGUUUGAGUAG